Molecule: messenger RNA, 1719 nt
Organism: Cucurbitaria berberidis CBS 394.84
Lineage: Eukaryota; Fungi; Ascomycota; Dothideomycetes; Pleosporales; Cucurbitariaceae
Exons: 4
Molecular function (GO): ubiquitin conjugating enzyme activity
Source: RefSeq, a predicted model, not a curated record
ACAUUCAACACCUACACUGACUUCGCCGUGUACCUUAAAGGCAGGAAAUGCCCGAAAUGCAACGUUAACUUCAUCCAAACUAACAAGGACGUCGACGAGCUGUUCCAAAGCUGGCUAAAUGGGACUGUGAACUCGCGCAUCCAGUGCAAGAAGUGUUCAAUAGCUACUUGUAUCGCCUGCCCUGGGAAGAGUAAGCCUAUAGUAAGCGACGUGAACGGCGCCAAAGUCAGCUGGUGCUGCAGCCGUGGACGCCUGUUCAUCAUCUGGGUUAUGCUGUGUGGAUUUGAUCAGAUAUACUGCAGCCGGAAGCGCCUCGAAGCAUCGACGAGCGGUAAAAGCCGUCAUGUCUCCUCUGGCAGCGGGGUGGGAUACGGCUCGGGUUACGGCUCCAAUCACAGCUCCAGUUACGGUCCAGGUGAUUAUAAUGCUCUUUUCGCCGAGGACGCAGAGAAGAAAAUAGAUCGCUUUGAUAUGAUGAUUUUUAGACUCUUAGCGGUACUAUGUCCCUCGCCGGGCAACGAUGCAAACGAGAAUACGCCCCUCAGCAGCUUCGAUGUGAGGCCUCCAAAGGCAGUCGUGUCAAUGCUAGUCAACAGCAAAAUCCUCAACAAGGCCGCGGAGCUGCUGAGGAACGAUAGCCUAGAUAAUGCGACGCAGAGGACGGAUCUAUACAUGGCGUUGAUCACCUUUCUGAAAAGAGUAGGUGUGCAUGAAGUGUCGAAGCAAGAAGUCAUCUUCAACGACCGGGUAAUACUGCCUGAUACUGUCAAUCUAUUGACGUUGUCAUUCACGGGCGCGCCCUCUAAAGCCGGCGAAACAGCUUCGUCGAUUGCGGAUGGACUGAGAAGAUUGAACAUUCAAUGCGAUAUGAUGAUGCACGGGGCGCAGAAGGCAAGGCAAGAGUUUCAAGACCAACGGGGACAAGAUAUGCUCUGGCUGUGUCGCGAGAUCUCGGACUUGUCAACGCACCUCCAGAUUGACAAGUGGUGGGCUCAAGUUGGCAGUAAAGGUACCACACAGGCGGAUGAUUUCGGCGUCGUCGAGGUACCAGAUGAGCAGAUUUGGCCUACAUUUGCUUAUGCUAGGCAAGCGCAAGGACUGAACCUGUCUCCGACUGGUCGAAUCAGGCGACUGAUAACGGAGAUCACGUCGCUUAAGACGGGAUUGUCAUCGGGGAUAUACGUGAAGCAUGCCAUGUCUCGACCUGAUGUGAUGAAAAUCCUCAUUAUCGGCCCCGAAGGCACGCCAUACGAGAAUGGCCUUUUCGAAUUCGAUCUGUGGUGUCCAGCUGAGUAUCCACGUACACCUCCACUAGUACGGUUCGAUGGUAAAGGCUCAGUCUACGCCCUGAAUCCAAAUCUGCACCUGGAUGGAAAAGUCUGCCUUUCGCUUCUCGGCACAUGGGAAGCCGGACACAAAGGCGAGGAAUGGCAGCCUGGACAAUCCACGAUUCUCCAGGUCCUCAUCAGCAUCCAAGCCUUCAUAUUUUGUGACGAUCCUGUUCAAAAUGAGCCUGGAUAUGGCGCCAUACCCGGUGUGCAGAGAGAUCCUUCGCGCUCCCUAAGAUACAACAAGAUAGCCCGUAACCUGGUGGUCAAGCACGCUAUGCUGAACUGGGCGCAGAAUCCUCCCAAGCUCUGGAAAGAGAUCGUAACGCAGCAUUUUCAGAAGAACGGAAAUAAAAUCUUGCAAACUGUUGAACAGUGGGUGAGCGAGUCG